Molecule: messenger RNA, 243 nt
Organism: Penicillium riverlandense
Lineage: Eukaryota; Fungi; Ascomycota; Eurotiomycetes; Eurotiales; Aspergillaceae
Gene: dph3
Product: CSL family zinc fnger-containing protein
Exons: 1
Coding region: 1-243 (80 amino acids)
Biological process (GO): protein histidyl modification to diphthamide
Molecular function (GO): metal ion binding
Source: RefSeq, a predicted model, not a curated record
AUGGCCGACGACGCUCUCUCCAUCUAUGACGAGAUCGAGAUCGAGGACAUGACCUUCGACCCAGCCAUGCAAAUCUACCACUUCCCCUGCCCCUGCGGCGACCGGUUCGAGAUCGCGAUCGACGACCUGCGCGAUGGCGAGGAGAUAGCCGUGUGUCCGAGCUGCAGUUUGAUGAUUCGGGUUAUUUUUGAUCUGGUGAGUUUGUUCCAGCGGUGGAGGCUGGAUAUGUUCCUGAAAUGCUGA